AUGUCUUCUUGUGAUCUCCAGACUGAACUAGUUGCCAAGGUGGAGAAGAUGCGUCAGAGCAUCCUGGAGGGUCUGAACUUCUCUCGGCCACCCCAGCUGCUCGCAUUCCCCCCUCCACCUCCACACGCAAUGCCUUUCUACCCUCCCAACAGCACCUUCUACCCUCCACCUCCUCUGCACCCACUGCAGGGUAGAGGCAGGGGCAUGCCUGGACUUCAAGCCAUCCCCUCACAGGGUGGUAAGCUUGAGAUUGCAGGCACAGUGGUGGGUCAAUGGGCUGGAAGUCGUCGUGGAAGAGGAAGAGCCUCGUUUCCCAUUCAGGUGGUGUCAGUUGGUGGACCAACCAGAGGGUAAGCAAUACAUUUUCAAUAGUAUUUUAGAUAAAUUGUUUA
This is a messenger RNA of Sinocyclocheilus rhinocerous, 392 nucleotides long. Its product is annotated as constitutive coactivator of PPAR-gamma-like protein 1 homolog. The transcript is spliced from 2 exons. The record is from RefSeq and is a predicted model, not a curated record. NCBI's taxonomy places the organism in Eukaryota, Metazoa, Chordata, Actinopteri, Cypriniformes, Cyprinidae. Bases 1 to 354 code for a protein of 117 amino acids. Gene Ontology annotation, cellular component: nucleus.